This is a messenger RNA of Rotaria sp. Silwood1, 398 nucleotides long. The record is from the annotation of a GenBank genome assembly. Lineage: Eukaryota; Metazoa; Rotifera; Eurotatoria; Philodinida; Philodinidae.
AUGACAUCAAUAUCUACUCAAUUUCAACUCAAUGAUCAACAGCCAGUUGUAGCCAACUUACUCACACAAUUUACUCUAGACGAUUUUAAGAGAGUGGCUGAUAAUAUUUAUAAUAAUACAAGUUUUCUUUAUUCUUUUGUAUGUAAUGGAAAAGAAUUUGAUUUAAAUAAUGAAGACGAAUUCAAUAAAUAUAAAGUAUUAAUCACCUCUGGAACAACAAUUUUUACAAUAGAACAUAUGAAAGCAUGUUUUUUACCAGAUACACUCGUUCAGUGUGUUGAUCGAAGUGAAAUACGUAUUAGUGAUGUUCAAUUAGGUGAUGUUUUACUAGCAUUUACUACUUUUGGUGAUAUUGUUACAACAGUUGUUGAAGACUUGUUUAAGCAUGAAGUCGAUGA